Messenger RNA from Prorocentrum cordatum, 1071 nucleotides. Lineage: Eukaryota; Dinophyceae; Prorocentrales; Prorocentraceae. The record is from the annotation of a GenBank genome assembly.
AUGGCGUACGCAGCGCGCGCCGUCGACCCUGCGGCAGCGGCGGCCCCCCUCGCCGCCUUCGACAGCUCGAUCCGCGAUGCCUGUGCCGACAUAUUUGGUUUCCAACCGACCGAGGACGAGUGGCUACAGGCCACGCUCGGCUUCCGUCGCGCAGGGCUGGGUUUCCGGAGCUCGUUGCGACACUCGGCGGCUGCGCACUUCGCUUCGCGUGCCGCCGCGAGGGGCCUCUGCGCCCAGGUCGACGCCUAUUGCCGCUGGGACGUAGACGACGCCGGUUCCGGCCUCCAGCGCGCGGCCGCCACGUUGCAGGCAGCGCUGCCGGAGCAGGCGGCGCGCCAGUUGGCGGGCACCUCUCCGGCGAGCUUGCGCGACCGCUUGGCGCGGGCCAGCCUCGCCGUCCGGGCCGCAGUGCUGUCGGGGACUUUGCCCGGCGCCUCCGGCUUCCUGACGGCCAUGCCCAGCAAGGCCAUGAAGCUCAGCAUGGGGCCAACCGAAUUCCGCACCGAGGUGCAGUGCCGUCUGGCCGCGGAGGUCUCUCAGGAGGAUUACUGCCCCCUGUGCGACAGCGUGCUAGACGCGCACGGUUUCCACUGCUCGGUCUGCGCUUGCGGCGGGGGCAAGAGCGCGGCGCACCACGCGGCCGGGAACUUGACGCACUUCCACGCCGCUUCCGCGGGAUGCCGGCCAGACCUGGAUAGGGGCCACCUCCUCCCGCCGCGGCCGGGCGACGCGGCCGACCCGGGCUUGCGUCGCACGGCAGACGUGUUCUUGCCCUCUUGGCGCGGCGGGCCCCCAGCCGCCGUAGACCUGGCCAUCGCGUCGCCGCAGCGGCAGGCUGCCUUCCAGCAGGCGAGCGAGGUCGCCGGGUCGGCAGCGCAGCUCUACGAGGACUACAAGCGGUCCUACCUCGACACGGAGGCGCAGUGCCCCCAGCAGGGGAUCGCCUUCGUGCCAAUGGUCGCCGAACGUUCCGGAGGCUGGGGGGCCUCGGGCAUCCAAGUUCUGCAGCCGCUCGCACGCAAAGCUCAGGCCAGAGAUGGCAAGGCGGCGAGCCUGCACAUGCAGGAGUAG